Messenger RNA from Uranotaenia lowii, 2774 nucleotides. RefSeq lists its product as uncharacterized. The coding region runs from base 2220 to 2774 and encodes 184 amino acids. The record is from RefSeq and is a predicted model, not a curated record. The transcript is spliced from 3 exons. NCBI's taxonomy places the organism in Eukaryota, Metazoa, Arthropoda, Insecta, Diptera, Culicidae.
UUUGCCGUCGGACGUACGUCGCGUUGACUCUGGAUCGAGUUUUUUUUUGUGGUGUGUGAUAGGAAUACAAGGAAUUUGAUGUGAUUUUUGCUACAUUGUGGUUUGUGCCAGAGGAGCUAACCGAGCUGUGGUGUCUUCUUGGCUUGUGCCAGACCAUACGGUUGUCUAUCAGGAGCAGGGAGUGAGCUAUUGACAAGGCGCAAGGUGUGUUCGAAAUUUGAAUCUCCGGCAGCUUCUCGUAGCAGCAUCCAUUCCUUUUCCAGAACAGCCCAGAAAAGCGUGAUGUAGCACGCGUGUUGUUUUUCCUUCCCUGUAUUCGGACGGAAUUUUUGCUGGAAAACAGCAUUCCGAUGCGAACGUAAAGAAGCAGCAGCAACGGCAGGAUGCUGCGAAUCGCGAGUUGAAUUUUCUGUGCACCAUUUACGUGACCGACCAUCAUCUCGUUCGUUCAAAGUCGUUUGGGUCGAACCUCAAGCGCAACGACGACGUUGUUGAAAAGAAGCGAGGAAGGAAGGAAAGAAAGAGGACCAACCGGAAGGAGACGGUCCGUGUGUAGUGUGUAUGCAGAGACUCCAUAAUAACACACGCCAGCCCAUUGGCCCACACCAUCAUUGGCAACAUACUGACUGGAUCUCGGUUGUUGUUAUGGCCAUUGAGACUCGCCGGGACACUGACUGACUGAGGAAGUGCUGCUGCUGAUGGUGGUACUAUAUGGUUCCAUUAUUGAAGCGAUUGUGCCCAUCCGAAAAACACAUUUUUUCCUGGACCCCUAAAUCGUUGGUGAAUGAAGGCAGAAAGUUGUUUGUUGGUUGGGCGUUGAUUGCUCUCGUUUAUUCGGUGGUUCUUCAAUAUGUGUACACGGGCUGUGACUGACUAAAUGUCGACCACGACGAAUAAGCACAGUAGUUAAUUCGGAUGUCGUCGUUAAGAAGAUCGCGAUGCACGACGUUCAUUGUGGAAUAAAUUUGAAUGUGUAAUUGGACCGACCAGCCAGUGUGUGAUUGAUAUGGAUACUCGACGACGCCGACAGUUGGGGUAGAACCAUGCUGCCGGUAGCAGUUAAUGAAAUACGUCGCAAGAAUUAAGUAGUGGGUUUAUGAAAAACAUACCUUCCUUGGUUUACUCAACGAACUCUGAACUGAUAGCUGAUAGCAACGAGGUGGACAGUGUAAUGUGAAUCAGAUUCCCUCAAAGAAACCGAACAACAAUAACAACAACAAGCAUAUUUGCAUAGUCGAAGCGAUAAGAAGCGCAGCAAAGCUUGAACAUCAAAGAUCAACCGAAGAUCACCGAAGAACCAAAGACAGCGAACGACGAAAGACGCCUCAUGCGUACCAAUACAACAUUUGAGCUUGUGGUAAUUACCCGAAAUGAGAAAGUUCAUCUAGCGGUGUGUAAUUAAAGUUCAUGGUCAAAGAAAUUCCGAAGAAUCAUGUGUUAGCGAGAGGAUCGAAGCUCAAGGUAUCCGUAGUAUAGAACAAGGUGUUCAAUUCAAUUCAGUGUAACCGUUCAUUGGUGUUGGUGUCUUUCAUUCUUGAAAAAAAAAGAGAAUAAAUAAAAAAGGCGAACUUGAAUUGUGCGAUAGCACAAUAAAUGUCCAAGAAGGGAAGUGAAUAUAAUUGAUGUCCGCGGUGGAAGAUCGUGUUCGUUAAUGAUCGCCAGAGCGCCGUUUCGUGUUCAAGUUCAACAAUCCGGUUCUGAUGCGAGUGUCCGCUCGCGAUUCUUAUUUUGCUGGGAAGAAUAACAAGGGAAAAGUGCAUGAAGUGGCACUGUUAACAAGAUCGACCGUCAAGGUGAAGGAGAAGAGCUGAAUGUUGGCGAUCAUGUUUGGCAACGGUCGCCAAUGUGAAGAACGCAAACUGAAGUGAGGUAGAACGGGAAUAAACGCGACACACCUACUGAGAGAGCAAGAGAGAUAAAACGAGGGUAACAGGGAAGAUCAGAAGAGAGGAUCGUGUUUUUGCACAAAAUUUGUUUAUGUGUGCUUUUAAUCGGUGAAGCCGAAGAAGACAACUACCGAGCAAAGCAUAGGUGGUGGUUGGGUAAUUUCUGAGGCGGUGUUAUUACCACACAUCUCCCUCGGUGCGAGGCAGUGUUGUGGCUGUGUGUGAGGAAUCGAGUGGGAAGGACGAUCGUCAGAUGGAUUGCCAAUAAAAAUAACCAUCGCAGAAUCGUUGGUGUUUAGUUGGUUUGGGUUUUAAAAUACAGGUCGCUGCAAAAUGUGGCCUCGCAGAAAAACUGCACUCUCGGUUCUGGUGCUUUGCUGCGGCUUGGUGCUGGUCAGCACUUUCGUCCAGCCAACGACCGGAGAAGCCGUGCAAUCAUCGUCGACGUCAUAUGUGAAACGGUCCAUUCCAAUUGGUACCGUGGUUGGUGUUCGUCGUAGGGAAGCCCAAAGCAAUGGCAAUAGUAAUGAUGAUGAUGAGGGUGAUGUAAUCAAUUAUGGAAAGAAUCUAAACAUCGAUGAUGAAUUGGCGUUCGUCGCCGUCGAAGGAGAGGGGGAAGGGCCGGUGCUGUCCUUGAAGCGGAGAGAUGCGGCCGAGGUGACAACUGCAGCAGGGACAGCUGCAGGCGCCCAUGAUGCUGAUUUCAUAGAGAAACCUGUCACGGUCGCCAAAUGUGCAGACUGGUCCGACGCGACGUUCGGAAGUAAUACCCGUGGCCCGCUGGGCCGCUCCCAGCCGGGGGAACUACGCGAUGAAUCACUUGGCUCGCUCACCCGGUCGCGCUCGCAGACUGACUGGCCGACUGGCAUGCACGCUCGUAUCGGAUGA